Messenger RNA from Ceutorhynchus assimilis (cabbage seed weevil), 306 nucleotides. NCBI's taxonomy places the organism in Eukaryota, Metazoa, Arthropoda, Insecta, Coleoptera, Curculionidae. The record is from the annotation of a GenBank genome assembly.
AUGCAACGGAUAUUGGAAUAUCAUUUGCUGUUAGAUGGACUAACGACUGAUGAACAUCAUGAAGAGUAUGUAGAACUGAAAAGGGCCCACGAAGCAAUAUUAGACAUUGCUGGCUACAUCAAUCAGGCGCAUAGGCAUGUGGAACAUUUGAAUGUAAUAAAUAAUCUUCAGGAUAAUAUUGUGGAUUGGGAACACGAGCCAGUAAUAAAAUUAUCAAACUAUGGCAAUCUUAUAAAAGACGCGGAACUGAAAAUAAAGGCCCACGACGAUCAGAAGACCAGAAACAGAUACGGUGUUCUUUUUUGA